Molecule: messenger RNA, 924 nt
Organism: Cygnus atratus (black swan)
Lineage: Eukaryota; Metazoa; Chordata; Aves; Anseriformes; Anatidae
Gene: CD2
Product: CD2 molecule
Source: RefSeq, a predicted model, not a curated record
AUGAACCUCAGGAGGAUUUUCCUAGUCAAGUGCUUGCUGCUUUGGUUUCCCAAUGUAAAAGGCGCCGACACCAAAAGGAUUUAUGUGGCAGUGGAUGGGUCAGCUUUUCUCAACAUCAUGACUACUGGGACUGUGCAUGAGGCAACAUGGUCAAGAAAUGAUCAGAGGUUACUUCAGAUAAAAAAUAAGAAAAUUAAGUAUUACACAGACAGUAGUGGCUGCAGGUGCAAGGUACUCCUCAAUGGGACUCUACAAAUACAGCAUGUGAUGAAAGAGGACAGCGGCAUGUACACAGUGCUUGUUUACCACGAAGACGGAAAACUGAAGGCAGAAGAAAAAACAGCACUCAUUGUUCAGGAGCCUGUCCCUCAGCCAGUCAUCUACGCUGAAUGCAUUAAUAAAACCACAACUGUGAAAUGUGAAGUGAAGCAGACGUCUAAGAACCAAACAUUUAUGAUAGAAGUGGCUCAUGAUAAAAUUAAAAAAAGUAAUUUAACAAAGGUGGAAUUUACUACAACCCAUUCUGGGAGGUUCAGAUGUACUGUUAAGAAUGAAGUCAGCAAAAAAACAACUGAGACACAAGUCAAGUGUUCAGGCCAGCUGGACUUCUAUCUUAUCAUAAGCAUAGCAGGAGGCGCAAUAUUGUUUGUCACCUUUGUGAUUUUGCUUAUUUUCUGCAUCAGGAAGAAAAAAACAGAAAGGCUUGAAGAUGAUGAUGAGGAGAGGAUGAUGCAGAUUCGCAAGGUAGAGACCGAGAUGGCAGUGCGGGAGCUCCCUCGUCCGCCAGCCAACCCUACCCCGCGGCAGGUGCGCCUGCAGCAGAGGCCUCUGCCGCAGCCCCAGGGGCAGCAGCAAGCCGUGCCUCCGUGGCCCAGGCCACGCACCCAGCCGCGGACUCCAAACCAACCGAGAGAGAGACCUUGA